AUGGGGGAUAUGCAAGUUGGUGUUGCCAGUAUUGACGAUAAGGGUACUUAUGGCUUGAUGGAGGACAAACCGGUAAAGGCGGUGGCUUCAUCGAACCCGAGCCUACAAGUAUCUGUUUCAUUUGGUAGGUUUGAGAAUGAUUCACUUUCAUGGGAGAAAUUCUCGGCUUUUUCUCCAAACAAGUACUUGGAGGAAGUUGGAAAGUGUGCAACUCCAGGGUCGGUUGCUCAAAAGAAGGCCUAUUUCGAAGCUCAUUACAAGAAGAUCGCUGAGAGGAAAGCUGAGAUCAUGGAUCAGGAGAAACUAAUGGACAAGAACGCCUCUUUUAGAUCUAUUGUUUCGGAUCACGGGAAUAUUGAAGGCGAAAGUGGCGGAUCGGUGGCAGAGUCUGAGGUUGACGAUGGAUGUAAUGAGCAAUUCACUUGUGAAGAAGAUAAGCAUGUCACUGACAUUGCUGCUCAAGUGAAUGAAUCGAAUAUCGAUGAGCUUAAUGAAGAAACUAUCAUUGUCAAGGAAUGUCAAAGCUCGGUUGAUCAGGUGAAAGAAGAAGUCAAGGAUAGUCUGAUAUUGGAGAAAUCAGAAGAGAUUGCUCUUGUGGAAGAGAAACGAGAAGAAGUUUUACAAGUGAAGGAUGCAGAAGAGGAAGAAGUAAGAGAGGAAGUGAGAAAUGAAAUUCCGACAAAACAUACGACUGGCGAUACAAAUGAAACACCAAUGAAGGUGGUGAAGAAAGAGAAAAAACAUAAUCUAAUCAAGAAGAAUGACGGAAAUGUGCGGAUUAAUCCUACCAGAGGCUCUCCUAAGCCUAAUCAGGUGGCCACAAAACCGACAACUAACAAGAUUGUAACAAGUAGGAAAACUCCGCCGAGCAAGGAGAUCAAAAGCAUGAUGAAGACAACAAAGAAACCAGCUGCACCUAUCUCAAAAGCCCCACCAGGGUUCUCAACUCCAAGAGUGUACAAGCAGCCACCUUCACAAAUCACUUCAUCGUCUACAUCCCACUCUUCGAUAAAGAAGGAAAAUGUCUCGGCUUUACUGAGAAACAAACAAACCGCUUCAAAGUCAUUGCACAUCUCUAUGAGUCUGGGUCCAUCUGCCUCUGAUCCUACUGCUCUUACAAGCACUAGAAAAUCAUUGAUUAUGGAGCGAAUGGGAGACAAAGACAUUGUGAAACGUGCAUUUAAAUCAUUUCAAAAGAGUUACGACUUCAAUACUUCUGUCGAUGGACAAAACACAGCUCUAAAGCAGAAUCCUGCAAAGGCAACUAGUAUUCCGUCAGUAGCUACUCAGCAGAAGGAGUAUGGCAGGCCUACAAAAGCAAGUAGCAUGGAAAAGAGAAGCAGUACUAACACUCAACAUUCUUUAUCUCGUGGACUGAAAAGCAGCGUGACCGCUGACAAACAACAAAAGGAGCUUUCCAAGUCCAGUGCAAGACCUGUAGAGAAGACACGCUUGCAAACAAACCCAAAGGCAAGAGCGAUUGAUGCCAAACCCCGGAGAGAGUCUCUUACUCUGAAAGCAAAACCCAUGCAGCGUUCUCUUCCAGUGCAGACCUUACCAGAAGGCUCUUUAGAAAAGGUAUUAUGA
Molecule: messenger RNA, 1587 nt
Organism: Arabis nemorensis
Lineage: Eukaryota; Viridiplantae; Streptophyta; Magnoliopsida; Brassicales; Brassicaceae
Source: the annotation of a GenBank genome assembly